Messenger RNA from Cuscuta epithymum, 3032 nucleotides. The record is from the annotation of a GenBank genome assembly. NCBI's taxonomy places the organism in Eukaryota, Viridiplantae, Streptophyta, Magnoliopsida, Solanales, Convolvulaceae.
CCUUCGGCCACUCCUAUAAAUAACAGUCUUGCGAUCAACCUGCAUCAAACCCACGAGCGACGAACUGCGCCAAAGAGAGAAAACUUCGUGAGAAUAUGAGAGUAAUACGACUCUCAGCUUGAGAGGUCAAGAAGGUGGGGUCGUUAUUGAAGCAGAAAACCAAGAAGCGUCGGAGGAAGAGAAACUCGCCGGAGGAAGGGGAAGCUGCCAACAUCUGCUCGAUCGGCUGUCAUAAGACGUCCUCCGCCGGCCUGCCGCCGUGAAACUCAUCCGGCGUAGACACCAUGCCACCGAGGAGAGACCCGAAUGCCGUCCCUACCAAUGCCGAGCUGGCGCAAGCUCUCACGCUGCUCACCCAGACAAUCACUGUGGCAUUUCAAAACCAACCCAACAACGGCAAUAACAUGGAGAGUCGUGUAGCGGCACGAAACCCGCCGAGCUUCCUUGGGCAAGAGGAUCCAGUCCUUCUCGAGAAUUGGAUACGAUCCUUCGACAAGCUGUUUGAUGCGGUCAAUUGCCCGGUAGAUCAACGAAUUAACAUUGCCGUGUAUUAUCUGCAUGAAGAAGCAGAUAAAUGGUGGCUUCAUGUGGGACCAGGGAUGAGCGCACAACCGGACUUCACUUGGGAUCUGUUCAAGCGUGCACUGCGGAAGAGAUUUUACCCGCCACACGUACAAGCAGAAAAUCGUGACAAGUUCUUACACUUGAAGCAAGGGGACAUGACGGUGCAAGAAUAUCACAGUCAAUUUGUUACCCUAGCAGAAUUUGCAACAUCAAUUGUACCCGAUGAGGAGAGUAAGAUCGAGAAGUUCAUCGGAGGACUGAACUACGACACACAGAAGAUGAUGAUGGUGCAAGACUGGCAAACAUUGGAUGAUGCCUAUUACAAGGCUGCGAAGCACUACCGGGUAAUACAACUCCAGCGAGAAGCCCACAAGAAAAUCCGGAAGAACGAGGAGGAGAAUAAGGCAAGGGAGAAGAGGCUCAAAACUCAUCAGCAGGAACAACAACCCACGGGGAGGAGGGAAGAUCGUCCACAAGAUGGAAGGAGAUUCCCCGGGCAUGGUCCAAGGCAAGAUCAACGAUAUGCGCCAAGAGACAGGCAUUACCAUUGCAAGUUGUGCCAACGAGAUCACCCUGGUGUUGACUGUGAUGGAAAAGUGGUGAACUGUUUCAUUUGCGGGAAGAGGGGACAUCGGGCAUACGAAUGCCUAAACAAAGAAAAGGCGGGUCAUCAAAACCAAGGUCCUAACCGAGGAGGUGCAACCCAAGGUGGAAAUCAAGAGGGGAAUAGGCCGGGAAAUCACAACAAUAACAAUCGCGACCGUGAUGCCAACCGCAAUCAGAACCAAAACCAAAAUCAGAACCAAGGCGGGGGCAACCAAAGAAAUCAGGGCCGCAUAUACGUGAUGAACAAGGCACAAGCCAAUGCCCAUGACGUGGUUUCAGAUGAUGUGGUUUAUGAAGAUUGAUGCCUUGAGAGCGCUCCUAGAAGACUUUUAGAGUAGUCACAUCUAGAAUAAACAUUGUUAGUUUUCAUUAUUUCAAAUGUUAAAUUGAAUAUUUGUUUAGAUACAUUUUUGGUGGAUAGCCUUAGCAUCCAGUCGGUUUAGGGCUGGGUGUGGCGGUAACACGCCCCUUUUCCUUGUUAUUGUUUAAUUCCGCUGCAAACAAUUGAAAGUUUUGAAUAAUUAAUAAAAUUUAUUAUUUCUUUAAGUAUUAUUUUGGGAGGGAAAUUUGGGGGUGUUACAAACCCACCCGAAGAACAACCCGAGCAUCAUCCCGAUCAAGCCGACAAUCAAGGACAUGAAGAUGUCCACAAUGCACUUCCCGACCCUCCUCAAAACCCGCCACCCCAAGACUUUUUCCAACAACUCUUGGCGGGUCAACAAUCCCUCCUUGCCGGCUUCCAAACCAUGAGCCUCGAUUACACAAAGAUGGGUAGGCAAUUUACCCAACUUCAAGAAGAGCUAGGCCAAUACCGGGCGGAGCAACAAGCAAGGGACCGCCAAUUUGAUGCUUUCCGGACCGAGCAACAAUCGGCAUUCCAAAGGAUGGAGGAGCAAAGGGCGGCCGAUAUGCAAAGGUAUGAGGACGACUACCGGAGGAUGUAUGGGCCCACAUACUCAUACAUGUCCCACAUCGGCGGCUUUGCAUCUAUGUCCUCACCACCACCGGCACCCUCUUGGUAUAACCCCUCCGAUUGGGGUAAUUUCGGCGGCUCCACUUCCGGCGGUGGUGGCUAUGACGGCGGGGAUACGACCAUGGGCGAGGGAGGUGGCGAUUAUAUGCAGGGAAGCGGCUUUGGAGGCGGAUAUUAUGUCGGAGAAGGUGGGCACUAAGGAUAGUGCCACGUUUCAAGUGUGGGGGAGGAAGCAUCAUCUCUUGGUAUGUCACAAUCCCUUUAUCUUUUUUUUUUUUACCUUGUACUAAGCAUUAGUUUCUACAAAUAAAUUGUUCAAAUGUAAAAAAGAAAAAAAAAAUGAAAAAAAAAAAAAAAAAAGAAAUGAAAUGCUAGUUAGGUUGAAAACCCAAAAAGGGCAAUCUAAGCAACAAGGGCUUACAAAAAAAAAUGAUGAGUGAGUGGUAAGAAAGAAAAAGAAAAGAGAUGCUAGGAUGAAAACCUGAAAAGGCUCCUAGGCAAAAUGAGAGAUAUGAGAGAAGCAUUUGCGUUUUGCAGGGCACUAUCUCUUGGGGAGGAAGAAGAAAGGAAGAAGAAGAAGUGAGGAGCAUAGAAGACCAUUAAACCCAAGGAAAAAUUUGUUUUGUAACUUCAUUUACAAUACUUGGUGGUUUUAGUUCCUUAUUUCUUCUUAUCUAUGAACUCAUGGUCUGUUGAUGGACAUUAUGUAAACAUUUGGUUUUACUCGAGGACGAGUCAAUAAACUAAGUGUGGGGGAGUUGACAUUCGUGUAAUUUCCAUAUUUAAAUUUGUACUUUUAAUUAGUUUCGAGUGAUUGUUACUUUGGAAAUUACACACUUUUGGUGUAAACAGUUUAGUUUGUAAAAUAUUUGUAAUAUGUUUAGAUUAG